Schizosaccharomyces cryophilus OY26 is the source of this 1153-nucleotide messenger RNA. RefSeq names its product 14-3-3 family protein Rad25. Gene Ontology annotation, cellular component: cytoplasm. Gene Ontology annotation, biological process: signal transduction. The record is from RefSeq and is a predicted model, not a curated record. NCBI's taxonomy places the organism in Eukaryota, Fungi, Ascomycota, Schizosaccharomycetes, Schizosaccharomycetales, Schizosaccharomycetaceae. The transcript has 2 exons. Bases 60 to 869 code for a protein of 269 amino acids.
UCCUACACUCACCUUUUACCAACUCCUACCAACAGACAAAUUUCCAAAGUUGUGCAAAUAUGAGCGAUUCUCGCGAAAAUUCUGUGUACCUUGCUAAGUUAGCUGAGCAAGCUGAACGCUAUGAAGAAAUGGUUGAGAAUAUGAAAAAGGUUGCCAGCUUAGAUGAAAAGCUCACAGUUGAAGAACGCAACUUGCUGUCUGUCGCUUACAAAAACAUUAUUGGUGCUCGUAGAGCCUCUUGGCGUAUUAUUUCAUCUAUAGAGCAAAAGGAGGAGAGCAGGGGUAACUCCAAGCAAGUCAGCUUGAUUAAGGAAUACCGUAAUAAGAUUGAAGAAGAGCUCGCUGGAAUCUGCCAGGAUGUUCUUCAAGUGCUUGAAAAGCAUCUAAUCCCUGCUGCCGGUACUGGUGAAUCUAAGGUUUUCUAUUACAAAAUGAAGGGUGAUUACUAUCGUUACCUUGCCGAAUUUGCUGUUGGUGAUAUUUGCAAACAAGCCGCUGAUAGUUCUUUGGAUGCAUAUAAGGCUGCCUCUGACAUUGCCGUUGCUGAACUCCCUCCCACCGACCCUAUGCGUUUAGGUCUUGCUCUUAACUUUUCUGUUUUCUACUAUGAAAUCCUUGACUCUCCUGAUAGAGCAUGCCAUUUGGCCAAGCAAGCCUUCGAUGAAGCUAUCUCUGAACUUGAUAGCCUUUCGGAAGAAUCUUACAAGGAUUCCACUUUGAUUAUGCAACUUCUCCGUGACAAUUUGACUUUAUGGACCUCAGAUGCAGAAUACAAUAAGUCUUCCAAAGAAGAAAACCCUGCUCCUGUAUCUCCCGAAAACGAGUCCUCUGAACCAAAGCAGCAUGCCGCUGACUCUUCAAAUGCUUAAGAUAUGAACUGUUUCUUUAAUGUCAUGAGUGCGCAACUUUUUCUAUUAAAUGUUUAAAAAAAGUUCAAGCGCUGUUCUUACUAUGCAUAUAUGAGUUGAUACCGAUAUUUUUUACUAGUCUCGUAGACAUUUGUGUAGGUCUUUAUUGACAUGGCAACGUGCUAUUUCUUUCAUUUAUUCCUUUCUUAUGUCUAUCAUUGUAACAGCAGAGCCUAUUGCUUUCCAAACAUAUGGGAACAUAGUCUCCUCAUUUGCCAUAUAGAUUAAGGAUAAAUUAUAUUAUU